Perkinsus marinus ATCC 50983 is the source of this 1434-nucleotide messenger RNA. Its product is annotated as Arginine/serine-rich-splicing factor, putative. Lineage: Eukaryota; Perkinsozoa; Perkinsida; Perkinsidae. The coding region runs from base 1 to 1434 and encodes 477 amino acids. The transcript has 10 exons. The record is from RefSeq and is a predicted model, not a curated record. Gene Ontology annotation, molecular function: mRNA binding. Gene Ontology annotation, cellular component: cytoplasm; nucleus; ribonucleoprotein complex.
AUGGUUGGAGAUACUGCUGUUGACCCUGCUUGCCCUGCGCCAGGCGAUGUUCCCACUAGUGGAGAUGAGAGCCUUGUGAAGUCCCCAACCCACAGCAACGAUCCGGUUCAGUCGGAUGCCCCAAGGGAGGUUGCUGAUACUGCUGCUUCUGUCGUGCAGCUAGGGGCCAGUGUCGAUGAAAAGGACACUGCAGAAGUCCAGCAAGUUGCUACUACCACAACUGAGGCCUCUGCUAGUUGUACUGGUCGCAUGGACGCGUCCCGUAGCGCCCCUGUUCGUGCUAGUAGCAGUAGCGUCGACUCUGCCUCGGACGAUGGUCGCCGCUCGAGGAGCAUCUCUCGCGACCACCGCCCUCGACGUGAGCCUAGCUAUGAUGCUGAGAUCCGUCGUGAACAUAGACGAGACCGAUCAAGGUCUCGAUCGAACUCUCGUCGCUUCGGCCGAGCCGAAAUAACACCUGCGAGAGGGCCUUCCCAAGCUGGAUGUGCCUCUCGUAUUUGGGUCGGUGGGUUGCCCUCCGACGUCCGCGAGGUCGAACUAGAAGACAGAUUCGGCAAAAUAGGUCGCGUUACUGACGUUAAGAUCUGUCAGUCGUCAAGGGACACCUACGCCUUCCUGCAGUUCGAUACGGAGGGUGCUGCUGCUGAGGCGAUCGAGGAUGUGGACCAAACCAAGUUCGGGGGUUUCACUAUCAAGGUUGCCCAUGCAACCCGUCAAUCUUCCGAAAGUCGUCGCCCUUAUGAUUCUUACAAUAGAGACUGGAAGCGACCCUCGUAUGGAGGUGGUCGUUGGGGAGGCAACUACAGUGGUGGUGGUGGGUACUCCUCCGGUUACAGGAGAGGUUAUGACAGACGAGAAGGCAGCAGCAGUGGUGGUGGAGAUUGGUACCGUGGAGACUCCCGCGGUGGUAGAAGGGACGACUAUGGGAGAGAUAUUACUACUCGUCGCGACUACCCUGAUUACAGCCCGCCGUCCAGCCGAUCCAGACCGGCUGAGCGCCAAGGGUCCUGGGAUCGCGAUAGUGGUGGACGUCGUGUUGGUGGUGAUGACGGUGUUAGUUUCUACGACGAUAAGGAAAUGCCACGGUCGGGCCGCCAUGGGGGAACUGUGGGGGGUAGAGGGGCGUUGCAGCUGAAGCUCGAGAAUCUACCCGAGGACAUGAGCUGGCAGGAACUCAAGCAACUUGGAAAGGACUAUGGCAGUUCGUGCUCGUUCGCUAGGACCUUCCGAGAGGGUCGUGUAUGCUGUGGUGUAUUGGAGUAUACGGACCCCGCACAGGUCGAGGAGGUAUUGAAGUCCCUGGACGGCAGACGUAUACAGGGCUGUCCGGAGCGACUCCGUAUCACCAGAAACGAGGGACAGCCUCGUAAUACAGACGAUUCCUCAUACGAUAUCAAAAGAUACGAUCGGCCUCGGGGUGGUAUGCGUUACUAA